AUGAUCGAUAUUGGAAAUGAAAUUAAUAAAAUUUAUCAAAUUAAUACACCGAUGGACAAAUUAACUGAUAAAGAGGAACAACGUUUUCAAAGAACCAAGUUCUGUCAAAAAUGUUCAAAACAUUUUAAAAACAAUAAUUUGGUUAAAGUUCGAGAUCACUGUCAUUUUACUGGCAAAUAUAGGCAAUGUCUCUGUCUUCAAUGUAAUUUCGAAAUAACUAGUCCAUCGUUCGUUCCAAUAUUCUUUCAUAAUUUAUCUUAUGAUAGUCACUUCAUAAUUCGGGAACUAGGUUGCGAUGAUAAAGAUAUUCAUAUUAUUCCUAAUUCAUCGGAAAAAUAUAUAUCCUUUAGCAAGGAAAUCGCACCUAGAUUUAGUAUUAAAUUUGUCGAUACAUUCCGUUUUAUGAACAAUGCUUUUUUACCAUCAAAGCUUGAAUUUUAUAACUCGUUAACAGAUGAACAAAUUAGUGAUGAAGAUUAUAGACAUGCAAAAAAUGUAUGGAAUACAUUUGACGUAAAGACUUUGGGUGAAUAUAGCGAUCUUUAUUUAAAAACUGAUGUUACCAUACUAGCUGACGUGUUCGAAAAUUUUAGAGACAUAUGUUUAUCUACUCUCAGAAUAGAUCCUGCUCAUUAUAUGACUGCCCCUGGAUUUGCUUUUGAUUGUAUGCUUAAGUAUACAAAGGUUAAAUUAGAGAGGUUAAAGGAUUAUAAUAUGUUACUCUACUUCGAAAAAUCAAUCCGAGGCGGUAUUUGUCAAUCAACUAAAAGAUAUGCUAAAGCAAACAUACCAAAUAUUGAAGGAUUGGACUAUAAUUCGAAUGAACCGAUUACUUGGAUUACAUAUCUCGACUGUGUAAAUUUAUAUGGAAAGUCUAUGUUGACAGAACUACCUUUUAAAGAUUUUGAAUGGGUUGAUGAUCUCGACAUAGAUGUAACUAAAAUUUCUGAAGAUUCUGAAGUAGGAUAUAUAUUAGAAGUUGAUAUCGAGUACCCUAAACAUUUACAUAAAACCCAUAAUGAUUUUCCGUUUUUACCGUUUAACGAAUGCCCACCGAAUUCGAAAGUUGAGAAAUUGUUAACUACUCUAUCACCGAAAAAAAACUAUAUUGUACAUUACAAAAAUUUAAAACAAGCGAUUUCUCACGGUCUUAAAUUAGUAAAAAUUCAUCGAGCUAUCCGCUUUUCACAAAAAAAUGGAUGGCAUCAUACAUUGAGUUCUGUACAAAAAUGAGAGCAGAAGCAAAAAAUGAGUUUGAAAAAAAUUUCUGGAAGUUGUUAAUUAAUAGCGUUUUUGGUAAAUGUAUGGAGAAUGUCCGAGCAAGAACUUCUAUAAAACUGGUUUCAUCAGAAA
Molecule: messenger RNA, 1353 nt
Organism: Metopolophium dirhodum (rose-grain aphid)
Lineage: Eukaryota; Metazoa; Arthropoda; Insecta; Hemiptera; Aphididae
Exons: 2
Coding region: 1-1233 (410 amino acids)
Source: RefSeq, a predicted model, not a curated record